GCAUAAAGCCCCCUGCAUGUUCAAAGCCUGGGCCAGAACGCAAGAAGAACUCUCCUGCUCACUUUGGACAAAAGCAGUGAAGAUUAAAGCAACUUUUUUGACGCUUCUGCAAAAAUGUGUAAAGGAUUAGCUGCCCUGCCCCAAACUUGCCUUGAAAGGGCCAAGGAGAUCAAGUCCAAAUUGGGAGUUUUGCUUCAAAAGCCGGAAAAUGCAAUCGACCUCAUCGUUCCCUACCCGGAGAAAAGCGAGAAGAAGCCGGAGAAGCUUCACAAACCUUCGUGCGAGGAGGCCUCCCAGUGGCGUGAGAGUCUGGAGCGAGUCCUGAACAACAACUAUGGUCUGGCUACUUUCCGUGCCUUCCUGCAGUCUGAGUUCAGUGAUGAGAAUAUCGAGUUCUGGAUGGCCUGCAAGGAUUUCAAGAAGACCAAGAAUCCGGAGAAGAUGGCUGCCAAGGCAAAAAUGAUCUACGAAGACUACAUUCAGUCGGAGGGCCCCAAAGAGGUCAACAUUGACCAUUUCACCAAGGAUGUGACUCUGAGGAACUUGGUGAAUCUUUCUCCCGAAACCUUUGACCUGGCCCAAAAGAGAAUCUACGCCUUGAUGGAGAAAGACUCCUUCGGUCGUUUCCUGAGGUCUGAGCAGUACCAGGAGCUCUUGGUCAACUAAAGGCCAGCCCGAGACUGAGCGGCCAGGUGGGGAGGUGGAGAAUGGAUUUCAAUUCGUGUUUCGCUCUAAAAUUCAUCAAUUAACAAUUGAAAAUGGAAAUUAAGAACAAUUCAAUGAACUUUUUUAAGUGCUAAAACUCAAGAAAAAAAUAUUCCAAAUUGGUACAAAAUGAGAGAAAAGUUGAAUGAACAAUUUGGGUGUAAACAAAAAGCGACGAUACUGAUAUUGAACUCAUAAACAAGCGAGCAGCUCAAAUCAAAUUGCCCCGACCGCCAAAUUGUAUUCCUCUUGGAACAGAACCUUUCAUCAAAAUCAAUAUUUAGACAAAGUUGACGCCAAUCAACUCUCAUGAAAAAGAGAUUUCCAAAUAAGGUCGAUCUUUGCGUCCAAACUAGACGUGGAUGACAAAACCACAUUUUGUAACUCUUCAAAAACAACUUAAGCAUACAUAAAAAAAAAUCCCAACGUACCUUACAUGGUAGUGAACCUGCUGUUUAGUAUUAGUCUUUUCCACUUUCCGUUUUCUCACACACACACACACACACGCUUCUGUCCACCAAGCUCCUAUUUGGGCUCCUGCGAGAGCCUUCCUUGAGAUGAGUGCUGGCAAGUUGGCUCAGUGGUCCAACUCCUCGGCUGCCACCAAACUGCAAGUUGCUUGGCUGGGAAAAGCAGUGGGAGGGCAUCUUGGAAGAAGGCAACCGUGUGGCCAGAUGGUUUUCUAAAGUAUACACAAAGAUAUUAGCGACCCGAAGUGGUGUUUGUUUCCCACGCGCUUUUAUUUACAUUGUACCCAAUCCGUUUCUGUGCCCUUACUCACCACACCCGCAAACAGAUUUCCGAUUCGGAUGCUGUCAUCCCUACCGAUGCUUUCGAUAACAUUGUCCAGAGCAAAAAGUAAAACCAAAUCUUGAUGAUAAUAUAAAAACGUAACUACCAUAUACUCUUUGCGCUUUAAAACUAUUUAUUCCCUAUAAGUUGAUCUACGGAGUCAUAUAAAGUGUGUGAUGAUACACAUGUAUGUAAUCUUUUUUUUUUUGUAUUACCAAAGAAGUAACGCUGUACUCAACACAAUAUUAUGAUUUGCAUAUUCACCAUAUUCACCAUUUGUCAAGUCCUUUUUGAUGUGAGCCGAUGGCGCGGAUAAGCCAGUCUGUUGCCAAGGUAACGGGCCAGAAUAUCGGCCCGAAUAUGGGCCGUUGAGAAAGAUGAAUGAUGAUGUCAACAAAUGGUGCAUGUACGUCUUGGAGAUGAGCACAUAAAUAUCAAUCUGCAUACUACUUGUGAAGAUGGAUUUAUUUGAUGUGUAAAUAUGGAUUUGUUGUGGCUAACUUAUUCAGGAAUACAAAAUGACGGCUCCGUGAUUCUUUCAAUGGGGAAUUGAUGGGGCUUUUCUUUAUUCUUUUU
This is a messenger RNA of Syngnathus acus (greater pipefish), 2073 nucleotides long. RefSeq names its product regulator of G-protein signaling 5-like. NCBI's taxonomy places the organism in Eukaryota, Metazoa, Chordata, Actinopteri, Syngnathiformes, Syngnathidae. The coding region runs from base 115 to 666 and encodes 183 amino acids. The transcript is spliced from 5 exons. The record is from RefSeq and is a predicted model, not a curated record.